AUGCCAACGCAAUCUGCGGAUUGCACUAGAUGUAAAGACCUUUCUGAAUCUAUUAUGCAUACUCUUGUUCUUUGUCCCUUUGCUAGUCGAGUCUGGUUUUUAUCGCAGUUUUGGGUUAACACCCAGUUCUUUAGUUCUAAGUCUUUCAUGGAUUGGAUGUUAUUUUGGUUAGUCAACCCUGUUUCCAAGCUCCCUGAAAGAGAUCAGUGCCUCUUUGUUGCCGUCCUCUGGUCUUUGUGUCAAAGUAGAAAUAAUCUAGUUUUCCAGGAUGUGAAGGAAAAUCAUACUGCAGUUCUGAUGAGAGCCAAAGCCAUGCUUCUUACUAGAAAAUCCAUUAACACUAUCUCCACCAUGAUCCCUACUAGUAUUAGUGACAGAUGGAUGCCCCCUCCCACUGGAUGGAUAAAGUCUAAUACAUAUGGAGCUUACGAUAUUGUUUCUGGUGAUAACGGUGCAGGCUAUGUCAUGAAGGACUUCACCAAUAAUGCUACCUUUUGCGCCUCCAUUGUCUUCCAUGUUCAAUCUGCUGAAGAAGCCGAAGCAAGAGCAAUAUGGGCAGGUUUAAAGAAAGUUGUGGAGCAAAAGUUUACGCAUCUAAUCCUAGAAAGCGAUGCUUAG
Messenger RNA from Papaver somniferum (opium poppy), 618 nucleotides. RefSeq lists its product as uncharacterized. The coding region runs from base 1 to 618 and encodes 205 amino acids. The transcript has a single exon. Gene Ontology annotation, molecular function: RNA-DNA hybrid ribonuclease activity; nucleic acid binding. Lineage: Eukaryota; Viridiplantae; Streptophyta; Magnoliopsida; Ranunculales; Papaveraceae. The record is from RefSeq and is a predicted model, not a curated record.